GAACCGCCUUGUGACUUUUCUCCGCUAGGAUCUCUUACGCCUUAUUUGCCUUUCAAGCACAGACAUGCAGAAGUACUACUGCAAAAAUACAGCACAAGUUGACAUGACGCCCUUUUCUUUCAUUCAAUUCAAUUUGCGUAGUUUUCAAUGUCAACAAAUCGUAGCAGUAUCCGUUUACCACCAGAAGUUAAUAGAGUGCUAUUUGUGAGAAACUUACCUUUCAAGAUCACAACAGAAGAAAUAUAUGAGGUCUUUGGCAAAUAUGGGCCUAUCCGACAAAUUCGAGUUGGUAACGCAGCAGAUACUCGAGGAACAGCAUUUGUAGUAUAUGAAGAUAUUUUCGAUGCAAAAAAUGCAUGUGAACAUUUGCAAGGUUUCAAUAUUCUCGGACGUUAUUUGAUCGUUUUAUACUAUCAGCAAAAUAAAGUGACGAAAAAGAUGAAUUUACAGAAGAAGGAAGAGGAGUUACGAGAAAUGAAGGCUAAAUACGGUAUUCAGGACGACUAAAAUAGAAAGCAGAUAUGACAACAGCAGUAUUCAAUAUUUAUAUUAUCAUUUCCAUCUUAAUUCUUACUAUCAGUUUCGUUUGCCCUUUGUCCUUUGCCCACUUAAUUUUGUAGAUAUCGAACCGGCGUAUUUGAAGUUACGCACUAUGAUGAAUAAAGAUCCUUGCAACACAACUUAUUAUGCUUUCGAAUAUUUUGUUAUUAUACUGAAGCGGAUGGAUUCAAUAAUAUAUCUCUAUUUCGAGCUGCUAGACCACAAGAGUUAGGAUUGUAAAGACCAAAGAACCUUACGUCACUAUAAACAAAAGUAGAUCAACUGCAAGGACUAUUUGCAAAGUUAGAAUACUGAUCUAUACGAGACUAAGGGACAGUUUAUCAUUG
Molecule: messenger RNA, 887 nt
Organism: Mycotypha africana
Lineage: Eukaryota; Fungi; Mucoromycota; Mucoromycetes; Mucorales; Mycotyphaceae
Exons: 5
Coding region: 148-507 (119 amino acids)
Biological process (GO): mRNA splicing, via spliceosome
Cellular component (GO): precatalytic spliceosome; U2 snRNP; catalytic step 2 spliceosome
Molecular function (GO): RNA binding
Source: RefSeq, a predicted model, not a curated record